Messenger RNA from Oreochromis niloticus (Nile tilapia), 2442 nucleotides. Its product is annotated as cadherin-1. Lineage: Eukaryota; Metazoa; Chordata; Actinopteri; Cichliformes; Cichlidae. The record is from RefSeq and is a predicted model, not a curated record. Gene Ontology annotation, molecular function: cadherin binding; beta-catenin binding; calcium ion binding. Gene Ontology annotation, biological process: cell-cell adhesion mediated by cadherin; cell-cell junction assembly; multicellular organism development. Gene Ontology annotation, cellular component: plasma membrane; cytoplasm; adherens junction.
AUGCAUCAUCUUCCCUCUCUCUUGACGUGCAUCACGACCCCGGCGUCCCGCUGUCUCCCAGGAAAGGUUCUUCAGCUUUUCCCGUGUUGCAUCCGUGGAUCGGGUCUGUUCUCCCGCGAAGCUCAGAACCUUCCUUUUCUUCAAAUCCUCCGUGGCCUCCGCUGCGCUGUCAUAAGUUACGGUCCCGUCACUGAGGAAGACACGGAGUUUAGCUGGUGCGGGGGUCUGGAAGCGAAUUCCUUUUUCUUUAAGGACUUUCCUGAUGGGGGCCCUCCAAAUUUAGUGACUGCUGAGGAGCCAGCAUGUGUACCUGGAUUUCAGUCAGAUCAUCUCACUUUCAGUGUGACGAGAAACUACCUGACACGAGGCACGGUACUGGGCAAAGUGGGCUUCACUGACUGCACAGAUCGCACAAGAUUUCUGUUCGACACCUCUGACAAACGUUUUGUAGUAAAGACCGAUGGUGUACUGAUGGUAAAGAGACCAGUUUUUCUUCAUGAAGGACACCAUGACUUCUUCAUCCACUCCUGGGACUCACAAGGCCGCAAACUGACCAUUCCUGUCAGUGUGAGCAUGAAUGCAGCUGAUGCUCAGGUGCCUGUUCUGCAGUUUCCCGAGCCUGGUGAAGGACUGAGGAGGAGGAAGAGAGAAUGGGUUAUUCCUCCAUUAAGUUUUCCUGAGAAUCGGAGAGGAACCUAUCCCUUAAAAGUAUUCCGCCGUCCUUGCCAGGAAUCAAGGCAAGUACGGUAUUACAGCAUCACUGGUCCUGGAGCUGAUCUGCCUCCUAUUGGUCGUUUCACCAUGGACAGACAUACUGGCUGUCUGUAUGUAACACAGCCACUCGACAGAGAGGAAACAGCUCAUUACACGUUUGAAGUACAUACUGUGAGUGAUGGAGUGGGACAAGCUGAGGAUCCCAUGGAGAUUAUAGUCAAUGUGAUCGACCAGAACGACAACAAACCUUAUUUUACAGGGGAGUACAACGCAAAUGUUGCUGAGGCCACGGCCAUCGGGACUGAGGUGGUUAGGGUUGAGGCCAAAGAUGAUGAUGAGCCAGAUAAUCUCAACUCAGAUCUCCGCUAUCAUAUUCUGAACCAGGACCCACCGCUGCCCACUGACAACAUGUUUGAAAUCAACCCAGUUACUGGAAGCAUCAGAGUCACUGGUAGAGGAUUAGACAGAGAGAAAUAUCCACAGUACACUCUGACAGUACAAGCAGCAGAUAUGGCGGGAGAAGGGUUAACUGGACAAACAAAAGUCAUCCUCACGGUGACGGACAGCAAUGACAACGCUCCAGUCUUCACUCAGAGCUUAUAUACUGCAAUAGUUGAUGAAAACAAAAAGGAUGUUGAGGUGGUUAGGAUGAUAGUAACAGAUGAGGAUGAACCACAAACUCCAGCCUGGAACGCCAAGUUCAAGAUCGUCAGUGGUGAUCCUGAUGGACUUUUCACAGUAAAAACAGGAACUAACAAACAGGAAGGAAUCCUUUCUACUGCAAAGGAGCUGGACUUUGAGAGGGCCAGCAAGCUCACUCUGUUGGUUUCAGUGGAGAAUGAGAUUCCUUUUGCUGGUGUUUCUGUGGUGAAUGUGAAGGAUGUGAAUGAAGCUCCAAUAUUUGAUCCAAAGGAGAAGCUUGUGGUAAAACCAGAGGACCUUGCUGUGGAUGAAGUCGUGGUGCAGUACACUGCUUCAGACCCAGACACUGCACGCAAGCAGACAGUCUCGUACAAAAUAUUGACUGACCCUGCAGGCUGGCUGAACGUGGACAAGGACACAGGCCUUAUUAAAGUGAGAAGACUCAUGGACAGAGAGGCUACCUUCGUCACAAACAACAGAUACACUGCAACCAUUGGUGCAUAUGAUAAUGAUGCUGUCCCAGCUACAGGAACUGGUACCCUGAUCAUUCAGCUGGAAGAUGUCAAUGACAAUGCUCCUGUCGUUGAGCUGCGUGACAUUCAGGUGUGCAACAAGGAUCCAGCUCCUCAGCUGCUGUCAGUAACAGAUAAAGAUGGACCAGAAUUUGGACCUCCCUACUCAGUGUCUUUACAGGGCAUGUCAAAGACCAGCUGGACCGCUAGGAUGAAUGACUCCAGAACAGGCAUCAUCUUGAAUUUGGCCACUGAGCUGCCCAGUGGAGAGUACAGUGUUAUACUGAGAGUGGGAGACAAACAUGGCUUGGAGCAGGACAGCAUCAUCACAGCUAAAGUGUGUGACUGUAGGGGCGCAGAACCGACAUGCUUAGGCCGUACUGUAGGUGGCAGCAACCUGCCCCUUAUCCUCGGAAUACUUGGAGCCAUCCUGCUGCUCGCGCUGUUGUUGCUAGUGCUGCUGUUUGCAAAACAGAGAAAAGAGGAGCCACUCCUGCUGGAUGAUGGUGUCAGAGACAACGUCUAUUACUAUGAUGAAGAAGGAGGCGGCGAGGACGAUCAGCCUGAAGACUAA